Molecule: messenger RNA, 441 nt
Organism: Schistosoma guineensis
Lineage: Eukaryota; Metazoa; Platyhelminthes; Trematoda; Strigeidida; Schistosomatidae
Source: the annotation of a GenBank genome assembly
AUGUCCUCUUUUUGUUUAUACGGAAUAUUGUUCCUUAUAUGUGCACAAAGUGUUACAUCAUUUCGAAAAGGAAGUUCGGUCUGCCUUUUAGAUUAUGAUGAGGGCAUAUGCAGAGCUCUGAUAAAACGUUUCUACUACGACAGAGUAAAUAAAACGUGUGAAGUAUUUUAUUAUGGUGGGUGUCUUGGAAAUAGAAACAACUUUCUAAGCAAACAAGAAUGUGAACAGAAGUGUAAUGGGACGAUUUACAUAACAGAAAAUUCAUUCGAAACAACUAGACAAACGGAAGCAACAUCAACAUCGACCGACCAAUCAGAUAGUACUGAAGCAACAACCCCUACUCAGAAACCACUUGGAGUUGGUGCUAAAAUAUUCUUAGGUAUUCUGGAUAUAAAAAACAGACUGUCCAAUUUAUUCAACAAAGUCAAAGGUGGUAAAUAA